AUGGCCAACAUGGUGGAAAUGACGAUAGAAAAGAUUGACGAGGUCAAGUCAAGACUUGGGAGGUAUGUUUUUACGUUUUUUGGUUUCGAUUUUAGGUUACAAAUUGAUCAAAAAGAUUUUAAGUUAAUAUUUCAAGAAAAUUGGAGUUUUUAAGAAACUUCAAAGGAUCAAGUUUUUUAGAUGAAAUUCCGAAACGAAUAGACGAAGAUUGUUGUCAGAAUUCAAAUAUAUCUGUUGUUAUCUAUAGAUAACAAACACAUUAUUAAAUUUAUACCUAAAAUAUACCAUUUUAGAUCUCUCGGAGCUUCGAUGAGGCUUCGUGACCUUAUCCGUAAGGUUCGAGCAGCUAGAACAGCAGCCGAAGAGCGUGCUGUAGUAGAACGAGAAAGUGCUAACAUUAGAGACGCGUUCCGUGAUGAAGAUAACAAGUAUAGAUGUAGAGACAUGGCCAAACUCUUCUACAUUCACAUGUUAGGAUAUCCAGCACACUUUGGUCAGAUGGAGUGCAUGAAAUUGGUGGGAACCAAAGACAAACGAUUCACAGACAUCAGAAUCGGAUACUUGGGAGCUAUGUUGUUGUUGGAUGAGAGGUCUGAAGUUCAUCUUUUGGUAACGAACUGCUUGAAAAGGUAAGAUCUCUUAGCUAAACUGUAUGAUAUUGCUUAGAACAUGUUAUGUUGAGCAGUAUUUUUAUAAAAAAUUUGUAUUAUUGACUUAGUUUGGUUUAAACUUUCAGUCACUUGAACGAGUCUGACCAGUUUGUGACAGGUUUGGCGUUAUGUACGUUGGGAUCGAUUUGUUCUGUUGAAAUGUGCAGAGACUUGUCAAAUGAAGUUGAGAAGCUUCUAAUAAAGUCGUCAAACUCUUACAUCAAGAAAAAAGUAAGAUUUCUCUUAGUUUCUAAAUUUUAGGUAACAUUUUUUGAAGUUUGUUAGAUACCAAAACUAAAAAUUAUAAUUUAGGCAGCUUUGUGUGCAUUCAGAAUAGUGAGAAAAGUGCCUGACCUGAUGAGUUGUUUUAUGUCUGGUGCUCGGGUACUCUUGAGCGACAAACAUCAUGGUAAGUGUCAGUUACUUUUAUUUAAUUCGAAAUUUAGGUGUUCUGCUUGGUGGUCUAACUUUGGUUACCGAAAUGUGUGAAAGGAGUGUAGAUGUGAGGAAUCACUUCAGAUCGGUAAGGUUUUGAACAAAUUUUUAAUUGAUGAAAACAAUCAUAUUGCAAUAGUGCUUACUUAAAAUGUCAUGCAAAGCAUUUUAGAUGGUGCCAGAUUUAGUAAAACAAUUCAGAAGCUUGGUCUCACCUUUAGGAAGUUACUCAUCUACUGAGCAUGACGUUAACAAUGUUAUUGAUCCAUUUUUACAAGUAAGGGUUAUAUGUUUAUUUUAUGAAAGGGAAGACAACAUUCAAAGAUUAAUUUGAAUAUUUUCAUUAAAUUUUUCAUAAUAACUUAAAACUUUAGGUAAAAAUCCUACGUUUACUGCGUGUAUUAGGCAAAGAUGACGUUCGAGCAAGUGAAGCCAUGAACGAUCUUUUAACCAUAAUCACCACCAACACGGAUCCAAACAAGAAUGCUGGUAAUGCCGUUCUAUACGAAGCCGUGUUGACUAUCAUGGACAUUAAGAGCGAGACCAGUCUCAAGAUCUUGGCCAUAAACCUGCUGGGAAGAUAUCUGGUUAACCCUGACAAGAACAUCAGAUACGUCGCUUUGAAUACGCUUCUGAAGACGGCUACAGCCGACUUGAAGACCGUGCAGAAGUACAAAGGAACGGUGUUGGAGAAUCUGAAGGAUCCGGAUGUAUCGAUCAGAAGAAGAGCGCUGGAGUUGUGUUUCGUUCUGAUUGACAAGGAUAACAUCACCACCAUGAUCAAGGAGAUUCUAUUGUUCUUGGAGACAGCUGAUCCUGAAUUCAAAUCAGAGUGUGCAUCUAAGAUGUAUGUCGCUACAGAGACUCACUCGCCUAAUCCUGUGUGGCAUCUUAACACCAUGAUUUCGGUUCUAAAACUGGUAAGAACUGACUUUUGAUCUAAAACUCUAGGAAGUGUGACUAUUAAAGAAUUUGAAAAACUAUAACAAUCUAAAAUACGUCUUUAAACUUAUUGCUUCAGGCCGGAAACUACGUGCCAGAGGAGGUUGUGAGCUGCAUGAUCCAGCUGAUCUCGGCCCACUUCAACCUCCAAGCCUACGCAACCAAGAAACUGUUCAAAGCGGCCAAGGACGAUGGUGGUGUAGCUCAGCCUCUGCUGCAGAUCGCCUUCUGGUGCAUCGGAGAGUUUGGAGAUUUGUUGAUUGCUCCAUCAGAUGACGAUCCCCAGCCGCCUUCUGAAUCAGACGUUAUAGAAAUGUUCGAGCAACUCUUCAUCGUGAAUACCAUGACAAUUCAAACCCGAGAGUACGGUAUCGUGGCAUUGGCCAAACUCUCCACAAGAUUCUCUUCUCAAACCGAAAGAAUCGGAGCUUUAGUGCGCCGAUACGUAGCUCAUCUGAAUCUCGAGCUACAACAACGUGCCGUCGAGUUCUCUGGGCUGAUUCCAAAGUAUGAAUUGAGGUAGGUAACGUUUUCACGAAGUAUGAGUUAGUACAUGAAGUUAAGUAUGACAUUUAAUUAUAAAAUUUCAGGAACGGCCUUCUGGAGCGUAUGCCCGUGAUCAAACACAGUACCUUGAACACAGCUGCUGCCCCAAUCGAAGACGAGGAAGCCAAGGCGGCCGAGGAAGAUAGCCUACUUGACGUAGGAGGUGGUACAGCCUCUGGAGGCGCCAAGGAUUCAGUCUACAACGAUCUUUUGGAUUUAAUGGGUAAUGGUGAAGGUAACGCAACCACCACGACACAGCCGCCACCAACAAGUGGCACGACUUCUGGAACUGGAGGCUUGGACGAUCUUUUCGGAAGUCUCGGAAUAAAUGGUGAGUUUAGAAGUGUAAUGGUCUAUACUUCAUACAAAAAUUGUGGUUUUAAUACUAGAAUUUGUGUUUUUAAGUUGGGAAUAUCUUGUUAAUUUAUGCAAAUUUCAGGCUCUGCCCCAACGCCGACUACUCAACCUCCACAAGCGAAGCCAGCGGUUUCAAGUGGAAACGAUUUCUCGGAUUUGUUUGGCGCUUCAACUAACUCUUCUAAUUCGUACGUCGGUUUACAUUUUACUUAUUACAUUAUUAUUUUUACUUAUUACGGUGUAUUUUUAUUUGCUUCAACAUUUUUAUUUGUUACAGUAUUUUUAGUCCUAAAAUCACCCUGCUUUUUUAGCGUCGCUUCGAAGCCAGGGGUAAUCGUAGUGAAUAAAAGUGGAUUCGAAGCUCAGAUGUUCAUUGAAAAUGGCUUCGGAUCAGGACCGGCAGUGAUUCGUUUCGAAAUUUCGAACAACAAUCCAGUACCGGUCGAAAACUUUAACUUGCAGACAGCUGUUACAAGGGUAGGUUUACGUUAUUUUUGAUUAUUCAAGAAGCUUUGGUUUUCUAUACGAAUAUUAUUGUAUUUUUUGGUCGAAAAGUGUAUAGAAGUGAUUUUUGGGUAACAUUUGAAGUUUUAAUGUUUGACAUUUCAUAAAUAAUAACGAUUAAAGUUAUUUUGUCAAUGUGUAAUGUAUUAUUCAUUAUGGCUCCUUACUUUAUUACUUCAGCAAUUUCAAAUCGAGCUGCUGCCAGCUUCAAACAGCCGCCUCGAAGCCGACGCCAUGUCCACGAUAACACAAUUGGCCAAGAUCACGCAGCUUGCUGACAGCCGGGUACCCAAACUUCGGCUCAAACUCAACUACUCGCUGGAUGGCGCGGCCCGCUCCUUCCAGGAAGAUGUCACCGUCCAAGGCCUGUGA
Bursaphelenchus okinawaensis is the source of this 3806-nucleotide messenger RNA. Lineage: Eukaryota; Metazoa; Nematoda; Chromadorea; Rhabditida; Aphelenchoididae. The record is from the annotation of a GenBank genome assembly.